Molecule: messenger RNA, 2624 nt
Organism: Cydia amplana
Lineage: Eukaryota; Metazoa; Arthropoda; Insecta; Lepidoptera; Tortricidae
Product: BUD13 homolog
Exons: 13
Coding region: 85-2568 (827 amino acids)
Biological process (GO): mRNA splicing, via spliceosome
Cellular component (GO): RES complex; U2-type spliceosomal complex
Molecular function (GO): RNA binding
Source: RefSeq, a predicted model, not a curated record
AAUGAUCGUUGUUGAUCGCUUGUUGUGAAACUGUGAUUAAUUUUAUUUUAUAAACUAUUUUUUGACUUGAAUAAGUGGUAAAAAAUGGCUGCUAAGAUCGACCAGAAGGCUUAUUUACAGAAAUAUUUAGCUGGAUCGUCGGGUGACAAAAAGAAAAAGAAGAAAAAAGUCGUGAAAGGCAAAGGAAUCAAAUUGAUUGACGAUGACAUAGACCUGUCCAAACUCCGUCCACUAGAUGGUGAUGAGUUUAUAUUGGACGGGGGCGAGGAUGCCCCGCAGAUCGCCGGCAUCAUCGAUGAGAGACCUGAAGAUGUACGGAAGAUGGAGCAGUUCAAGACUAGCUCCAAGUGGAAAGUUGUUAACCAGGACGAUGGUUUCAACAGCAGACUACAAGUACAAGAAAUAAAAAGAGACAUCAAAGAGAAAGAGAAAGAAAACGAAAUUAUAUUCGGCAAAAUGUACAGUGACUCUGAAGACGAAAAGGAAACAGAGAAAAAUAACUCAAAGAGUAAAGAUAACGGUUCUAAAAAGGCUCAAAAUAGUGAUAGUGAUAUUAGUCCUCCAAGGCAAAGAUCACCUCAAAAAGACAAGAAAUAUGAUUCAGAUCAAUCUCCUCCUAGAAAAAACAGUCAAAAAAGAAAAAAGAGAAGAGGUAAUGACUCUGACGAGUCACCACCAAGAAGGAAAGAUGAAAGAAUUAAAAAGAAUUACGAUUCUGACCAAUCACCCCCAAGAAAAGGUCAAGAACGAAAGAAUUAUGAUUCUGGUCAGUCACCUCCAAGAAAAUCUCAGAAAGAACAGAAGAGGUCAGACUUAUCGCCUCCUAGAAAAGGUCAGAAAGAAAGAAGUAAGAAUUAUGACUCCGAUGUAUCGCCCCCGAGGAAGAUUCAAAGUAAGUAUGGUACCGAUCAAUCGCCGCCAAGGAAAAGGGAAAAUAGACAGAAGGAAAGAAGAAAACCGAGUCGCUGGGGUGAAUGGGAGAAAGAACAAGACUUAGAUAUGUCACCGCAAAGAAAAUCAAGUAAAAGCUCAAAAUCUCCUAAAAGACAUUCAAGGUCACCACAAAGAAAAAAUAAGCACUCUCGCAGUUCAACUUCACCAAGAAGGACCGAGAAUGAGAGGAAAAGGAAAUCUCCAAGGAACGGUUCUGAUUCUGAUUUGUCACCGCCGAGAAAACAGAAUAAUAAAGAUAAAAGGAGAAAAUCCUCAGAUUCUGACUUGUCGCCGCCUAGAAAGAAUGAUGCUAAGAAUAGAAGGAAGAGGAAAUCUCCAAGGAACGGUUCUGAUUCUGAUUUGUCACCGCCGAGAAAACGGAAGGAUAAAGAUAAAAGGAGAAAAUCCUCAGAUUCUGACUUGUCGCCGCCUAGAAAGAAUAGUGCUAAGAAUAGAAGAAACAGUGACUCUGACCAGUCACCGCCCCGUAGAAAAAAUGACAGCCCGCCACCAACCCACAAGAAAAUGGCUCGGACCCUCGAAGGGAAGCUAGCCGGAUUACAAGAUGCCGUACAACUGAGACAGGAGAACGAAGCGUUCAGGAGGAGAGAGGAGGAAGCCUUCAGUAGGAUGAACGAUGAAGUGUCGGGGAGAACGGCUAAAGUGGUCUCUAGGAAGAGUAAGGAGAACGAAGCGUUCAGGAGGAGAGAGGAGGAAGCCUUCAGUAGGAUGAACGAUGAAGUCUCUGGGAGAACGGCUAUGGUGGUCUCUAGAAAAAGAAAGCUAGCGCGACUACAAGAUGCGGUACAAUUGAGACAGGAGAACGAAGCGUUCAGGAGGAGAGAGGAGGAAGCCUUCAGUAGGAUGAACGAUGAAGUGUCGGGAAGAACGGCUAAAGUGGUCUCUAGGAAGAGAAAGCUAGCGGGACUACAAGAUGCCGUACAACUGAGACAGGAGAACGAAGCGUUCAGGAGGAGAGAGGAGGAAGCCUUCAGUAGGAUGAACGAUGAAGUGUCGGGGAGAACGGCUAAAGUGGUCUCUAGGAAGAGAAAGCUAGACAGACUACAAGAUGCCGUACAACUGAGACAGGAGAACGAAGCGUUCAGGAGGAGAGAGGAGGAAGCCUUCAGUAGGAUGAACGAUGAAGUGUCGGGGAGAACGGCUAAGGUGGUCUCUAGGAAGAGUAAAAGAGACACAUCAGAAGAGAGGCAGAAGCAGAAAGAGAAAGCGGAGAGGCAGAAGGAACUUGAUGAGAAAUACAAAAAAUGGAGCAGAGGCCUAAAACAGAUAGAAGACCAAGAAUGCCGCGUCCAAGAUUUCGUACAUGAGGCGUCUAAGCCUCUAGCCAGACAUAUAGACGACGUAGAUUUAGAAGGCAGGCUUAAAAACAUCGAGAGAGCGGGAGAUCCUAUGCUCGCUUACAUGAGAGAGAAGAAGAGGGAACGAGGGGAACUGCCACCAGAACGGCCCGCCUACAAAGGCAGUUUCCCGCCAAACCGCUUCAACAUCCGGCCCGGCUACCGCUGGGACGGGGUCGAUCGUUCCAAUGGCUACGAAAAAAGUUAUUUCGACCACCAGAGUAAAAGGCGAGCGCAGGAGGAAGAGGCGUAUAAAUGGAGCACUGAAGACCUAUAAGCGACCUUAUGGGUAUGGAUAUUGAGUGCAUUUUAGAUUGACUUGAUUUAGACACU